GCGUUCCAUCUCCUUUAUAGUUCACAGUUAGAGAGUUGUGGUUUUCUUCCUUAAUCUGUCCAGGACUCGUGCAAUUUCCACUUCUUUGGGGAACCUUAUUUUGUGAAAAUGAACAAACAAGAAAAACCACUGUCAACACUAUGGGGUUGUGAACUCGGCACGUCACACAAAGAGGAGACAUUCAAAACGGAUGAUACAAUCCACCAACAUCAACUCGCACUGAGAACUAUGUGUCUGGGCGCAGGCGCCAAAGAAGAAUUCAACAUCGUGGAGUUGCUUACUGGCGAACCAGAUGACGUGAAGGGUGUACCCAUGGCGACCCUGCACGCCAACGGGAUGCCUACGGUCAACCUGUCUGGGAUAGAACUCCACCCACCAGUGACCUUUCGGCUAAAGAGUGGCACUGGACCAGUCUACAUCUGUGGGGAACAUGUGGCCUUGGAGGAUGAGUUUUCAGGGAUGGAGAGUGGUGAAGAGGAGAUGGAGGAGGAAGACGAAGAGGAAGAUAUUGAGGAGUCUCCUGUGAAGCCUCCUAAGAAGGCAUCUGCCAAGAACGGGAACGCUGCGGGCAAGGCUGGGAACGCUGCGGGCAAGAGAAAGAAGCCAGAAGAAGCGGAUGAACCUGUGUCAGAUGAUGAGAACAAUCCUCCUAAGAAGGGAAAGGGGAGAGGAAGAGGCAGGGGAAAGUAACCCCAGGUGCUGCUGUUCCAAAUGGCUGGUUACAGCUCUGAAUGGCCAAGAUUCUGUGACGUUCCCAGUGAUUUGUUCUUAGAUGAUUAAACUAUUUAAACGACGGCUGUUUAUUCUGUUUGUCAGUGCUUUGUAAAUAAAUCGUUUGGAAGAGUUA
Messenger RNA from Esox lucius (northern pike), 847 nucleotides. It is a transcript of the gene npm2b, whose product is annotated as nucleophosmin/nucleoplasmin, 2b. Gene Ontology annotation, biological process: positive regulation of DNA replication; chromatin remodeling. Gene Ontology annotation, molecular function: RNA binding; histone binding; chromatin binding. NCBI's taxonomy places the organism in Eukaryota, Metazoa, Chordata, Actinopteri, Esociformes, Esocidae. Bases 109 to 690 code for a protein of 193 amino acids. Gene Ontology annotation, cellular component: nucleoplasm; cytoplasm; nucleolus. The record is from RefSeq and is a predicted model, not a curated record. The transcript is spliced from 10 exons.